UCAUUACGAAUUUUACUUUACUUUCUGGGCAAUUGCUUGAUAGAAUCUGCUGGUCUGGUGUACAAGAUUCCACCCUGGGCGACUAUGCCUAUGGUUAAUACCGGGAAUAUUUCUCCACUGCUCCUCUGACGUCGUUGUAGCGAUGUCGAGCACGUCGUCAUCCUCCUCACAAUCGAGAAAAGGCGAUGCUGCUACAACUGCCAGCACGCAGGGGAAGAGUACGAGCUCUACAGCAACUGCAGCAGCCAGAUCCUCUGGAAUUCGGAAACCUCCACCUCUAAAACGUUUGUCUGAUCAGACGCAGGCUCGGGCAAAGCGCCAGUCGGCGACAGCAAGUGCAGCUUCAUCUGCUGCGAAAAGUCGAGCUACUGGCUCAACAGCGUCAUCAUCUUCUGCGACUGGAACAAAGGCUAAAGUUUCAACGAAUGUAUCUCAGCCCACGGUAACUAGGCGGCCUGGAGUAGCUGUGAGGAAGGUGGCCGAGAAGCCGGCGGAUGUGCCCAGUGUUAGCAUAUCUGGAUCAUCCACAGCAGGCCAUGUUACAGCUAGCAGCAUCGCAGCCACUGUGGACACUGCAGCUGGAUUGAGUCCCAGUGUUCUGGAAUUUAAACCCUAUUUCCAGGAACUGGAUGUUCUGAUUGAAUAUAAACUAGUCUGUCACUACAUGGUACGGGAGGGUGUCUAUGUGGUGCCAUCACUCAAGUCUGGUCGAGUAUGGCAUGGCGUGAUUUGUCUUCAUGCGGGCCCUUUCAAAGGCGGCGUGUUCCGUUUCAACAUCUUCUUCCCAGACAGAUUCCCGCACGAACACCCGAUGAUCAAGUUUGUCAGCUAUGUCUUCCAUCCGCAGGUCGACUCGAAUGGAAUUCUCAACAUUACUCAAGCAUUCCCACACUGGCAUGCACAACGUGACCAUGUCUGGCAUGUAUUACAGCACAUGAAGAAAGUAUUCUGCUCUUUGGACACUUGGCAACCAACUAAUGAAAAGGCCACCAUCGCGGUUCACGAAAGCAUGGAUGCAUAUAAUGCACAAGCUCACACGUGUGUUCAUCAGUCUAUUCAGGAUUUGUUGGAGAGUACUGGAAGCUCAGAUGAUGAUGGCAACUUUCUCAAGUACUUUGAAAUCUCCGAUGAAGCCAAUGCAGAAAUCAAGCAGCAAAUUGGCUCACAGAUGAUAACAGUGGACCAGGCACUGAGAAUACCUUUAUCACCCCGGCGGUGUCCAAGUCUAACUCCUCGCGGCUCCACGCACAUUGUUUCUAUCUAACCUGGGCAGUCUGAUCAUUACACUGCACUACCCACUGGUUCAGACCCUGAUCCGGUCUGGGGAAAGCCCUCUGUCAAGCCGGCCGGACCUGGCAAUCCUGCAAUGCAAGACAUGUCAACAUAUCCAAUUUGUCCGGUUCACCAGCUGGUUCCGAGCACCCUGUGCUCCAUCCACACCGCUCAAGCCAUGCAGGGGGAGGGAGGGGGAGAGAGAGCGAGAGAGAGAGAGAGAGAGAGAGAGAGAGAGAGAGAGAGAGAGAGAGAGAGAGAGAGAGAGAGAGAGAGAGAGAGAGAGAGAGAGAGAGAGAGAGAGAGAGAGAGAGAGAGAGAGAGAGAGAGAGAGAGAGAGAGUGCGCGCGCAGUACUAUAAUACCAUUCAGUACAGUGUACUCUGGUUCACUGGCUUUUGUGUUCAGACAGCACCACCCCAUCAAGCUACUCACUUCCGGCAGCAGCCACAUGAGUGCAUACUGACCACACAUGCACACAUGGCAGCAACGAAUGAGCGCUGUAUAACCAGAUAACUUUCAGUGCAGUGGAAUAAUCCAACUGUUAGUUUCGUAUUUGUACUGUAUCUUUCUGCAGCUUCUCGCCUUAUUUUCCGGUUUACUCUUUGCACACUUCCUGGUACUUCAGGUCACGAUUGCUGCUAAUUCUUAUCACCCCAGCCUACCGUAAUAAUGUACUACAGUAAUGUCAUUAGCAAUAUUACACACAGGACCAACCAACAAGUAUUCUGUUUAGUUUUACCAGCAGAUUCGUUUUCUAUGCUGCUUUCUUGCUGGAUGACCAGGACUUAGGCACAGUCAAUAGGACAAUGUCAAUACUCUGUCUCCCCACCUUCACUAAAAA
This is a messenger RNA of Sycon ciliatum, 2115 nucleotides long. Its product is annotated as protein AKTIP homolog. The coding region runs from base 143 to 1264 and encodes 373 amino acids. The record is from RefSeq and is a predicted model, not a curated record. Lineage: Eukaryota; Metazoa; Porifera; Calcarea; Leucosolenida; Sycettidae. The transcript is spliced from 9 exons.